AUGGAGACAGGGUCAGGAGUGGGGGAAACGAAUGCGAGUGCGACUCGUUCAUCAGAAUGCUUAAGCGAGGCGUCUGGGAAGAGACACGUUGGCAGUGCUCACACUAACCGUGCUAAGUUGCCAGUUACCGCAGCUCGCUCUCACUCUGAGCCAGAUGAUAGUAGUGAAACGGACCCUGGGUCAGAUGAAGACUUCGACUCCGAGGAGAUUGGGCCAGGGAGUGAAGGAGGCCUGCCUGCCGAUAUCGCAGAGCUCUUCAAGAAACGAGUCGAUGAUUAUUUGAAGUCCAAAAGACGUGUCACCCAACCCUCAGCACCUACCGGCACUAGCCAGACUGCCAAAGUGACAAAGAAGAGCACUAACACGAAGUCGCAGACAGCAACUACUUCCAGCAAGAAGAUCACCACUGUCGCUGUCACACAAGUUCAUAGCGAGAGGGCCAAACCACCGGCAGUUACGAAACCUCGGCCACGACCAGUGCCACGCAAGAACUUGGAGAAAGAGAAGGCCAAAGUUACCUCUUCGACUCACUACAACUCUAGAUCACCCCCACCACCCCCGCUGCCUUCAUCACCCCCACCGUUCCCGCGCCCUUCAUUCAGCUUCUCACCACAGGAUAUUCCGGACACCUGUCCGAAUGAGGACUGCGAAGAUCUUGUUCCCUCUCCACCAUCACCACAGCUGAUUCAUAUGUUCCGCAGUCUCGCAGAACACAUCCACAAGGAAGGAGAAUAUGGUCGCACAGUUCUCUGCAUCACACUUCACAUCUGUUCAGAUAUCGCAUCUGACAACCAGCUGUCAGAACUACGUCAGCAAGUGGCAGAAUGCGGUUGGCCAGUAUCAGUUAAUUUCAUUGACCUCAACAAUUUCACGUGGUCAUUGACAGCUGAUGUUGCUAAGAUCCUCUCAGAUCACAGCGCCCGAGCUAGCCACAUCGUCUGGACAACCUUGUUGGAUCGCAUUUCCCGCCAUUACCGCAACAAGGGAGUUACAGAGGAGGAGUUCCUUCUUGCUUUUGCAAGAGACAAGGGACUAUACGAAGUAGUCAAACUAGCGGAGAGACACGCUCACGGAGAGACACGCUGGUAUGCUAAUCAGUAUGUGAGAUAUGAGCAAGAUGAAGUCUACACACCUCAGUAA
Suillus clintonianus is the source of this 1140-nucleotide messenger RNA. RefSeq lists its product as uncharacterized. The record is from RefSeq and is a predicted model, not a curated record. The transcript has 4 exons. The coding region runs from base 1 to 1140 and encodes 379 amino acids. NCBI's taxonomy places the organism in Eukaryota, Fungi, Basidiomycota, Agaricomycetes, Boletales, Suillaceae.